AUGGGCAGCUUCACCUUCAAGUGGGAACAUCCCGCCGAAGAGGUUUACGUGACCGGCACUUUCGACAACUGGACCAAGAGCGUGAGGCUCGAGAAGGAGGGCGAUGUUUUCUCCAAGACUGUCGAACUGAAGGAGCCUGAGGGCAAGAUUUACUACAAGUUCAUCGUUGACGGCAACUGGAUCAUCAAUCAAUCAGCACCUAACGAGCCUGAUCUUGAGGGCAACGUGAACAACUUCGUUACUCCCGACCAAAUUGUCCGCGAAACUCCUGCCGCCGCUAUCCUUAAUACCGUGACGCUUACGUCCACAACUGCAGCUAUGGCUAGCGAACAACCUUUGGAGAACAAGCCCACCGAGUCUACGACUCUGGCCGAUAAGUCUACCCAAGAGGAAAAGCUGCCUCUCGAAACCCCCUCUGACAUUCCCGGUGGUUUCCCCAUCACCCCCGCGAACGAGCUCGACAAAGUGAUUGGUAUUAACCCUCUUCCUGCAUCCGAGGGUGCAGGAAAUCCCAUCAAGCUUGAACCCGGCGAGAAAAUCCCCGAGUCCAUCACCGCUCAAAACAUCGAUUCUCAUGUGAAGCUGGACAACGAUUCUUAUGAAAAGAGCGACGCUUACCCCGGUAUUGAGACCGAGCUUCCUCCUGUUUCCUCUAACACUAUUCCCGAGUCCAGCCUCCCCAUCAUUGGUACGGAUGUUCUCGCCUUCAACUCUGCUGCACCUACAGCCACUACCGCCGGUCUUGCUGCUGAUGUUCCUCUGGAGUCCAAUGGCGCUUUCGUUCCCGAGGUGGUGAGGGAGAGCCAGGAGAAGGCCAAUGCUGUAACUGAGGCCAGCACAGACCCUACAGAGGUCAAGGAGAAGACUAUGGUCGAGGAGGAGCUCAAGGGCACUGUUCCCGAGGCCCCCGCAACCUCAGUAGGCACCGCUGGUGUUGGUACUGAGAAGUCGGAGAACACUCCUGACACUAGCCUCGCCGCUUUGGCCGCCACUGCCGGAGGUGCUGUCAUUGCCGCUGGUCUCGCUGCCAAGGAGUCAGUAGAGGAGAAGGCUAUUCCUGCCCUUAACAACGCUACCGACGCCAUCGCCGAUACCGCCAACAAAAACCUGCCCGACUCAGUUAAGGAGCAGCUUCCUGUCACCGCUCAGGAGACUCUUGCUGCCAAGAACGAGGAGCAGAUCCGAAAGGAAGUCUCUCCCGAGGUUCCUGUCGAGGUCAAGGAGUCCCUAAUCGAGGCUGGAAAGGCUCCCGAAGCUGCCGCCAACACUGAGGCUGUCGAGGAGAAGAAGCUGGUUGAAGCCGAGCUUCUGAAGGAAGUGAAGCCUGUCACUGGCAUUUACGAUUCUGUUGUUGAGCAGGAGCAGCCCAAGGAGCAGUCUAAGCAGGUCUCUCCUGAAGUUCCCGUCGCG
Fusarium pseudograminearum CS3096 is the source of this 1410-nucleotide messenger RNA. RefSeq lists its product as uncharacterized. Gene Ontology annotation, cellular component: nucleotide-activated protein kinase complex; cytoplasm; nucleus. The record is from RefSeq and is a predicted model, not a curated record. The transcript has 4 exons. Gene Ontology annotation, molecular function: protein kinase binding. Lineage: Eukaryota; Fungi; Ascomycota; Sordariomycetes; Hypocreales; Nectriaceae. Gene Ontology annotation, biological process: signal transduction. The annotation marks the transcript as partial.